Molecule: messenger RNA, 3484 nt
Organism: Onychostoma macrolepis
Lineage: Eukaryota; Metazoa; Chordata; Actinopteri; Cypriniformes; Cyprinidae
Gene: glb1l2
Product: galactosidase beta 1 like 2
Exons: 20
Coding region: 230-2041 (603 amino acids)
Biological process (GO): carbohydrate metabolic process
Cellular component (GO): vacuole
Molecular function (GO): beta-galactosidase activity
Source: RefSeq, a predicted model, not a curated record
AUUAUCUAGCUGUAGUGUCAGUAGAUGUCGCUCAACAACACAGACUGGGAGCUGGAAGCAGUGGAGCUGGAGCAGCUGACUCAAAUAAGACAGGCUAAUGUUAAAUGUAUUCUGGACUUUGCUUCAUUGAUUCCCUUUGACCCAGCUGGUACAGUGGCACAGCUUCGAUUAGUGCUCCUCUCUGAACAACUGCCAGUGUAAUAGUGUUGCAGUGUGGUUCUUUCAGAGAAUGUCAGAGAGACAGGGACUGAGGGCAGACUCCACCCACUUCACUUUAGAUGGAGCCCCAUUUCGGAUCCUCGGAGGUUCCAUCCAUUACUUUCGGGUCCCCAGGGCGUACUGGAGAGACCGGCUGCUCAAACUCAAGGCCUGUGGUCUCAAUACUCUCACCAUGUACGUGCCAUGGAAUCUUCAUGAACCAGAAAGAGGAGUUUAUCUUUUUCAGGAGGAGCUGGAUCUUGAGGCAUACAUUCGUCUAGCAGGGGAAUUAGGCCUUUGGGUGAUUCUGCGUCCGGGGCCGUACAUAUGUGCCGAGUGGGAUUUGGGUGGCCUACCAAGCUGGCUGCUGCAGGAUAAGAAAAUGAAAUUAAGAACGACCUACUCUGGUUUCACAAGUGCUGUGAACUCAUACUUUGAUAAACUCAUUCCGAGAGUCACACCCCUCCAGUAUAAGAAUGGAGGCCCUAUUAUUGCUGUUCAAGUAGAGAAUGAAUAUGGUUCAUAUGCAAAGGAUGAGCAAUACAUGUCAUUCAUCAAAGAGGCUUUACUGUCCCGGGGAGUCUCAGAGUUUCUCCUCACAUCAGACAACCAUGAUGGGUUGAAGUGUGGAGGGGUGGAUGGAGUCUUGCAGACAGUGAACCUACAGAAACUGAUGUUCGGUGAUGUACAGCAUUUAGCAGAAUUGCAGCCACAGAAGCCACUGAUGGUGAUGGAAUAUUGGUCCGGCUGGUUUGAUGUCUGGGGGGAACCUCAUCAUGUUUUCUCUGCACAAGAGAUGAUCUCUAUAGUGCGAGAGCUUCUGGAUCGUGGCAUCUCCAUCAAUUUCUACAUGUUUCAUGGAGGAACCAACUUUGGAUUCAUGAACGGAGCAGUUGACUUGGGAACCUACAAACCACAGACGAGCAGCUACGAUUAUGAUGCUCCACUGACUGAAAGUGGUGAUUAUACAACCAAGUAUCAUCUCUUGAGGAACCUGCUGAGCACCUACAGCAAUGAGCCGAUACCAGAGCCGCCAGCUGUGCAGAGCAGAAAAGCAUAUGAGCCGGUGGCAGUGACUCAUUAUAUUUCACUAUGGGAGAGUCUUCAGUGUGCAGAACCACUUUUCAGAGCUGAUGAUCCUGUCAGCAUGGAGAGCCUUCCUGCAAACCACAACAAUGGUCAGUCCUACGGAUACACACUCUAUCAGACUGACAUUUAUUCAGGUGGAGAUCUCAACUCAAGGAACCACGUUCAUGACAGAGCCCUAGUGUUUAUUGACAGAGAACUCAUUGGUGUUUUAGACUAUAGAACACAGAAAGUUAAAAUACCUCACAGUAAGAGUGAGAGGACCUUGAGUUUGCUUGUUGAGAACUGUGGACGAGUGAACUAUGGUCCAGCUCUUGACAACCAACAGAAAGGGCUUGUUGGUGAUAUAACUCUGGACAAUGUACCUCUAAAAAAAUUCACCAUGCACUGUUUGGAUAUGAAGAGCAGUUUCAUAAACAGACUGCAGGCCCAGAAAUGGACGUCUGUUGGUACGAAGCCCACCUACCCUGCGUUUUUCAGAGGAUCCCUGGUAGUGGAACAGCCCACGGAUACUUUUGUGAAACUGCCAAAUUGGAGUAAAGGAGUGGUUUUUGUGAACGGGCAAAAUCUUGGACGCCACUGGUCGGUUGGUCCUCAGAAAGCCCUCUAUCUUCCUGCUCCCUGGCUCAGGAGUGGAGAUAAUGAGAUUAUUGUUUUUGAGGAACUUAAAGCUGCGGAAACAAUCCAUUUUGCUGAAAAUCUUGAAUACAGCAAGACAGUCGAAGUAUCUACACAACUGUUUUGCACCCUCUUAUGAAACACACCUGCAGCUUUGCAAUAAAAUCUCAGGCUUACAUUCAUCAAACCAGAUCUGAACUUGUAUUACUUAAAUCAAGACAUGACAAGUGAAGAGUACAGAUUUAGCAAUAGACUUCCCCAUUUGAUUAAUCAUAUCAAAUUAAGACAGCUGUUUUGUAUUACAGGUUUUCUGAACUAUGUAUGAAUAUGCAAAUGAGACAUUAUCUGAUUAAAUAUGUACUAAUUUGCAAACAUUUCCAAGUAGUAGUCAACAGUAGUCUCAACACUGGAUAAAGCCAUAUUUUGGAUCUCUUUCGAUCACUCUAUAUAUCAGAAAAUACUGUCAAAAGCAAGAAAAAAGGCACUUUCAGAUUAGAACUUUUAACUUAUACAAAGAAAACCCCUCUGCAAAAGCCUUCAGAAUUUAAAUAAGAAAAAAUGUUUGUAAAAUCAAUCAUCAACAGUUUUUACAGUUUUCAGCCAUAAAAUGUUAUAUUUAAAGGGGAUAAUUUUGGCUCCGUUCAGGAGAAAAAAAAUCAUAGCCUUUAAACAUAGUAUUAUAAUUUUAAUUAAAACUACAGGCAGAGUAAGGAAAAAUCUGUAAUAAAAUAUUGUAUUUUAGAUUUUUUCUUUCCACUAGUUUGAUAGAAAAAAACAAAAAUCUGACCAUUGCAUGAAAAAAAAAAAAAGAAAAGAAAAUAUUUUGCUUGUAGUGUCUUGUCUUGUCUAUUCCACAUGUACCAGCUGUAUUAACUAAUCAUGGAUCAUAUAAAUGAGCACAACAUAUAUUAUUUGCAACUUGAUUCUCUAAAAUAAAAGAACAUGCUAGACAUAAGAGCGCUGAUUUGCUUUGUCAGAUCACUGUUAACUGUUGUAAGACAACAGUCAGAGACACAUUCCACUAACUGAUGCUGAUACGCGGGAUGACAGAGUUUAUUUCUGGUGAUGAUUAUGGAAGUGUGCUUGUAUUUAAUCCGUCUAUGUAAUCAAAUGUUUUCAUAUGAUUAAGAGGGGGCAAUAAAGGAUCUAAAGGAUCUUACUAGCAACCUGUGUGUGUUGCUUUGAAAGAACAACCAUACAUUUGUGCUGUUUUACUUUCUUUUUUUACUCAUUUAUUCCUCCUUCAUUGAUAAUCAUUUAUCAUUUAAUAAUUUAUUAUUCCAUUUAAUUAUAUAUUCAUUUCUAAUAAUCAUUUUAACCAUUUAUCAUUGAUUCACUUAUUGAUCAGUCAUUUAUAUUAUUAUUUUUUUCCAUUGUUGUUUAGUCUUAUGGUUGUGUGGUUUUACGAGAUGUCUUCACAAGUAUAAAGAGAAUAUCUCCAUUACAAGGUUUUUAAUGUCACGGGCUGUUUUUGUGAAGCAGUAAUUUUCCAUUGCUUGUGGUAUAAUAACGCUUUUUGGAUUUGUGCUAGUCAGAUGAAGUCUGAGCAUUGAAAUAUACACAACUAAGAUUAUUCAAUAAA